Molecule: messenger RNA, 2883 nt
Organism: Knipowitschia caucasica
Lineage: Eukaryota; Metazoa; Chordata; Actinopteri; Gobiiformes; Gobiidae
Source: the annotation of a GenBank genome assembly
AUGUCUCCGGUCGUGGAUCUCAUGAAGAGGGACUGUUUCGCCUCCGGGGCCCUGAGUUCGGUGUCUCUCAAACACAGACUCAUCCGGAGGAAGAGGAGAGUGGCCCCGGGGCCCCAUGCCGACCGCGGGGGCCCCCAGCGCCUCAGAUGCCCCCUGGUGUCCGUUUGUGGUCAGAGCCCCACGGUGCAGAGGGUCCUGGGGGCCUGUGUCCUCUCUCUGCUGGCUCUGCUGGGGGCCGUGUCCUCAGACCUCCGCUCUCAGCUAGACCUGCUUCACUCCACGGACCGGGCCCUGGCUGAACUCGCCUCCUGCAGAAGCCGAGGCCUCCUGCUCCUGGUGGAUCGGCUGCAGGAGGUCCGCAGGCUGUGGAGGAGGAGGUCCGGAGCCCAGGAGGUGAUGGAGGUGAUGGAGGUGAUGGAGGGUCUGUGCUCGGACAGCGAUCAGUGUGGAGGAGAGAUGGACCAGGUGUGUGCAGAUGUACGACGAGUCCUCUUACGGGACCUGAGCAUCUCCGAGAGCUUACAGGAGGACCUCAACACGUCCAGGAACCUACAGGAGGACCUCAACACGUCCAGGAACCUACAGGAGGACCUCAACACGUCCAGGAACCUACAGGAGGACCUCAACACGUCCAGGACUCUACAGGAGGACCUCAACACGUCCAGGACUCUACAGGAGGACCUCAACACGUCCAGGACUCUACAGGAGGACCUCAGCAUGUCCAAUAGCUUACAGGAGGACCUCAGCAUGUCCAGUAGCUUACAGGAGGACCUCAGCAUAUCCAGUAGCUUACAGGAGGACCUCAGCAUGUCAAGUAGCUUACAGAAGGACCUCAGCAUGUCCAGGAGCUUACAGAAGGACCUCAGCAUGUCCAGGAGCUUACAGAAGGACCUCAGCAUGUCCAGGAGCUUACAGAAGGACCUCAGCAUGUCCAGGAGCUUACAGAAGGACCUCAGCAUAUCCAGUAGCUUACAGGAGGACCUCAGCAUGUCCAGUAGCUUACAGAAGGAUUCCAACAGGUCCAGAAGCUUACAGGACGCUUCCAACGUGUCUAGAACCCAACGAGGAGACCGUAACAGGUCUGAGCUGGACCUUAAUGGAAAUCUUGAUAUGUUCAAGAACUUUACACCAGACCAUAAUGUGACCCAAAGCCUGCGACAAGACUUCAACAUGUCUGAGAGACUACAGAAGGACUUCAGCCUGGCCAGUGGUCUACAGGAGAACCUCAACAACAGCCAAGAGAAGGACCAAAACCGGAAUGUGCCUCAAGACCUCACCAUGUUCAGGGACUUUACACAGGGCCUUAACGAUUCCAGGAAGUUCACAAAGAACCUCAAGAUGUCAGACACCCAACAAGAGGACCGUACCAUCUCUGAGAACCCACAGGGAGACUUGUCCAGAAGUCUACAGGAGAAACUUAACACAAGCCGAGAGGAGGAUCAUAACACAAUGGAGUCACAAGCCCACAUCAGCCUGAAAGAAGGCCGUAACAUGUCUGAAAGCUACCAGAAGGAUUUCAACAGGUCCAGAAGUCUCCCAGACCUCGGCACACCCACGCAGGACACUGACCCCUUCUCCUCCAGCAUCAGUCGGCUGCUGGGGCUGUGGACCCCUCUCCCAGAGACGCUGUCCCGAGCGAAGGAGCAGUCGUGCUGGAGAGAGGUGCUGGCCCUCCAAGUCCUGCGCUCAUACCAGGAGCUGUAUCUGCAGGUGUCUGGCUCAACGGCACAACAGGACUUCAGGCUCCAGUGGGCCUCUGUGUCGCGGCUGCUGGAGCUGUCGCGGAUGCUCUCCUCUCCUCUGGGCGAAUGCUGGGCUCACAACAUAGGACACACCCUAGAUCUGAUGGAGUUUAAGCCGUGGGAGGUGCAGGAGGACUCACCCAUGGGCAGAUCUUUGGGAGAGCACCUGAGGAGCACUAGUGUGUGUGUGAGGGAGCGGGCGGAGGAGACGCUGAGGCUGGAGGUGCGAGCCCUGACCUCCGCCCUGAGUCAGAGGCUGUGUCUGCUGGGCCUGGCCUGCCUCAUCUACCCCCUGGUGCUCUGCUCCUUCAGGCUGAUGAUGCAGUGGAUCCAGGACUACGCCCGCAGCCUGAAGGAGCGAACCGAAGACCUGAAGAGACAGAGGCAGCGCGCCGAAGACCUGCUGCACCAGAUGCUCCCCAAGUCUGUGGCCAAGCAGCUGCGGAGGAACCGGCACGUGGAGGCGGAGAGCUACGACAAGGUGACCAUCUUCUUCUCUGACAUCGUGGGCUUCACGUCUCUGUCUGCGUCCUGUCGCCCCCUGCAGGUCGUGGAGAUGCUCAACAACCUCUACAUGUGCUUCGACACACGCAUCGACUCCUACGACGUCUACAAGGUGGAGACCAUCGGAGACGCCUACAUGGUUGUGAGCGGGUUACCAGAGAGGAACGAGGACCGACAUGCAGACGAGAUCGCCAAGAUGGCCCUGGACCUGGUGGCGGCGGUGAGACAGGUGCCCAUCCCCCACAUGCCCAACCAGAGACUGCAGCUGAGGGCCGGCAUCCACACUGGACCAUGUGUGGCUGGGAUAGUGGGAUACAAAAUGCCCAGAUACUGUCUGUUUGGAGACACGGUCAACACGGCGUCCAGGAUGGAGUCCACCAGUCUGCCUCAGAAGAUCCACAUCAGUUCAGAGACUUAUCUCGCUCUAAUCAAAGACAACGUCUACGAGAUGCAGCUGCGAGGAGAGGUGGACGUCAAGGUGCAGACCUCCACCUGGUCCCGCUAUAUUCAACCCUGUCCUCUCAUCUGGUCUCCUCUCUCUGGUCUCCCUCUCCUCUGGUCUCCUCUCUUCUGGUCUCCCUCUCCUCUGGUCUCCUCUCUUCUGGUGUCCUCUCCUGGUCCAUAUCCUCUCUUCUAG